Messenger RNA from Notolabrus celidotus (New Zealand spotty), 2471 nucleotides. It is a transcript of the gene slc52a3-1, whose product is annotated as solute carrier family 52 member 3. NCBI's taxonomy places the organism in Eukaryota, Metazoa, Chordata, Actinopteri, Labriformes, Labridae. Gene Ontology annotation, cellular component: plasma membrane. The transcript has 4 exons. The record is from RefSeq and is a predicted model, not a curated record. Bases 448 to 1782 code for a protein of 444 amino acids. Gene Ontology annotation, biological process: riboflavin transport. Gene Ontology annotation, molecular function: riboflavin transmembrane transporter activity.
UCCAGCAGGAGGCAGUGCAGCCCUGGACAGUCAAAAACAACAACUGCAGCACAUUCUGUGUUCUGCUGGAGUGAGCAAUUGUAGGUGAGCUGAAAUGUCACUGGCACCUUGAGGUGAUUCAGCGCUGACUUGACCUAAUUUAGAGGUGGGUGCAGUAAAGACAGCUCAGUGGAUUUAGUCACUGCCCUCUGUUACCCAGUGGUGCUCUAUAUCAUCGGCUGGAGUGGACUCUGACCUACCCAGGAGCCAUGUGAUUCCCAUCAGUGCUUCUGUGUAAGAACAGCCAAAGGAGGUCUGUCACUAACCUCUAAAUAAGAUGACAGCAAGUCGUAUUGAGCGCCUGCAGGGACUGAAGAAACUUGUAUGACACACAGCAGAGGUUGGACAGUUCAGAGAGUCGGCCUCCUCUUUUUCUUCAGACUGUCCUCAGACUGAUCUCGCUGCAGUAUGGCUCUGCUGGUUCACCUGCUGGCCUGUGCCUUUGGCCUGGGUUCUUGGGUGGCAGUGAACGGUCUGUGGGUGGAGCUGCCCCUCAUCGUCAACACACUCCCGGAGGGCUGGGAGCUCCCAUCCUACCUGACAGUUCUCAUCCAGCUUGCUAACCUGGGACCUCUUCUGGUCACGCUCAUGCACAAACUGUGCCCGGGUUACCUUAAAGAGCGUGUUGUCAUUUACUCCAUCCUCUCCAUCGGUGUCCUCGCCUGCAUCCUGCUCGCCUUCUUCUGGGACAAGACUACGAUAGUGGCUGGGUCACUGCAUAGCACUGCCUUCUUCAUCAUCACCUUCUUCCUCUCACUGGUGGACUGCACUUCCUCAGUUACCUUCCUACCUUUCAUGAUGCAGCUUCCAGCAAAGUACAUCACCACGUUCUUUAUUGGAGAAGGCUUGAGUGGUUUCAUUCCUGGCGUAGUUGCUCUGGCACAAGGUGUGGGCAUCGCCAAAUGUGUCAACUCCUCUUCAGGAAAUGACACAGGAGGGAACACAUGGGCGAUACAUACAGAGUAUCUUCCUCCUAACUUCUCCCCCAGUGUGUUUUUCGCCUUCCUGGCAGCCAUGAUGUGCGUAAGCCUGGCUGCGUUCACCGCACUAAACAGGCUUCCUCGGACAUUCGAGCUGUCCACAGAAAACCUUGUGCCAGACACUGUGGCAUCUGUCAGCUCCGGGCUGGAUAACCCCGGAGCAGAGAAGGACGAAGGCGACGUGAAAGGCCGGGGAGAGGAAGAAGCCCAGAGCAGGCCUCUGCUGACAGGGCACCGACACUCCGUGUACCAGCUGACUUUCAUCUACUUUCUGGUGGUGUGGGUUAAUAGUGCAACCAACGGCCUGCUGCCCUCCGUGCAGACAUACUCCUGUAUGCCCUACGGGAACCUGGCCUAUCACCUCUCUGCAGCUCUGUCCUCAGUCGCCAACCCACUGGCUUGCACCAUUGCAAUGUUCUUCCAAAACAGGUCACUGGUCUUUCUUGGAGUGCUAACCGCGUUGGGGUCAGGGUUUGGAGGCUACAACAUGGCGAUGGCAGCUCUGAGUCCAUGUCCUUUACUUCAAGGGUCUAUGGUGGGAGAGAUGAUCAUUGUGGUCUCAUGGCUCUUCUUUACGGGGAUCCUGACUUAUGUCAAAGUAAUGGUGGGUGUCAUCCUGAGGGACCGGAGCCACAACGCCCUGGUCUGGUGUGGAGCUGCAGCGCAGAUGGGCUCAUUAGUCGGCUCGUUCACCAUGUUCCCGUUGGUUAACGUCUACCAGCUGUUUAAGUCCGGAGAUUUCUGCAACACUAAAUGCCCCUGACUUUCAAACUGAGGAGGCUCAGACACUCCGUUAAGGAAUGAUUAGGCAGUUUCUUGCUGAAAGUUAAAUAAGGGUUGAAUACCAUUCCUAUAUUUCCUUGUUGAGAGUCAACUAGCUUAGCUCAGCACAGCAUUCAGACCUAAAAUAAGGGCAAACUGUUUGCCUUGCUCUGCCAAAAGGUGCCAAUGAGCACUCAUCAACCUGUUGAUAUUGUUUCAUCUAUGCAAGACUCUAAAUACAACGUUGCUGUUGUUUUUCAGUUACCUUUGUCUUGACAAUUCAAACAAAUGAGCUGCUGUUGUCAGAUUUAUAUCUUUGUAAAUUUUAAACAAGAUAAAACUUGUUAAUUUACUUCAGAGAUGCAAGUAAGUCGGCCUUUUCCUGGGACAGUUUUGAGUUCCUGGUCUUAAGCUAAGAGGCUCAGGCUUCACAUGCAGUCCACAGUAAUACAACAGUUUUCUGUCUCUCUUCAAAGUCUUGCAAAGAGGUGAAUUUCUUAAAUGUGAAACUCUUUUAAGGUCCAUCCACAGGACCAAGAAAGUGCCAGCCUUUUGUUCAAAAGUGAUGUUUAUGCGUUUAUUUUCUUUUUUUUUCAUCCUGUGAUUUCUAAGUUAUGUUUGCACUUUUAAGUAUUCCAAAUGUUAUUAAGUAUUAUAAAAUAUUGUGUCAUUUAAUAAACUAUGAUGAAA